AUGGCCGCUCAGUCCAAACUACUACCGCCCGAACGCUCCAUAAAGCAGAUCCUCUCCAGCCUAACAUCCCUCUACCUACGAAACCGCACCCGCAUCUCACGCGCCGUAUAUCUCGCCCUCUUUGCUGCGCUCGCCAAACGAAUCCACAAUGCCAUCUCCGAACAGAAAGCCGCGUCGCAACAAGUAGAGCUGCGCCGACGGCCUGGCACCAGCAGUCUAGGCGAUGAGGAACAACCCCGUAAGAAGCGCGUGGAGAUCAACCGAGAAUUCUUCAGGAACCUGCUUCGUUUACUGAAGAUUGUCAUACCCGGAUGGCGAAGCAAGGAGCUAAGGCUGCUGGUGAGCCACAGCGUCUUCCUGGUGCUGCGGACCGUACUUAGUUUAUACGUCGCCGAGCUGGACGGAAGACUUGUGAGCAACUUAGUCCGCGGUAAAGGGAAGGAUUUCUUGCUCGGUCUUGUCUGGUGGAUGAUCGUGGCUGUCCCCGCUACUUUCACGAAUUCUAUGCUCUCAUACCAUCAAUGCAAGCUUGCUCUCAGCUACCGCAAGCGUCUUACGGACUAUAUCCACGACAAGUACCUGUCUAACAUGACUUUCUAUGCCAUCUCCGCCUUGGACGAUCGAAUAAAGAAUCCCGACCAGCUCGUCACAGUCGAUGUCUCUCGCUUCUCGGACAGUCUGGCAGAACUGUAUUCCAAUCUAGCUAAGCCCAUCCUCGAUAUGGCUAUUUAUAACUACUCGCUCUCCAAGAACGUGGGAGGUGAAGGGUUAUUCAUCAUGAGUCUGCUAGUGCAGUUGUCCGCCAACGUCAUGCGUAUGCUGACUCCGCCAUUUGGCAAAUAUGUUGCCGAUGAGGCCCGGCUGGAGGGCGAGUUCCGUUUCCUCCAUUCACGGCUUAUUGAUUACAGCGAAGAAGUCGCGCUUUACCAUGGCCAUGAGGCCGAGAAGGACACCCUGGACAAGGGUUAUUUCACCUUGAUCAAGCACGUGAACCGCAUUCUGCGACGGCGUCUUUACCAUGGAUUUAUGGAGGACUUUGUGAUCAAGUAUUUCUGGGGAGCUUUGGGCUUAGUACUCUGUAGUGUUCCUGUCUUCUUCAAGAUUCCCGGCCAGGCUACUCACAGCAUGGGAGAUCGCACUGAAAGCUUCGUCACAAAUCGUCGAAUGUUGCUUUCCUCCUCGGAUGCUUUUGGCCGAUUGAUGUUCUCCUACAAAGAGAUCUCGGAGCUGGCUGGCUACACUUCGCGUGUCUCCUCAUUACUGGAGGUGAUGGACGACCUCCUCGCUGGGAGGUUCGAGAAGAAGUUGGUGUCUUCCGCUUCUACAGAGGAAAAUGCGGAGGUGCUGUCUGGUCGGCUUUCUUUCACCGUUAACCCCGGUGAUCAUCUUCUGAUCGUCGGACCCAACGGGUGCGGCAAGUCAUCUCUCUUCCGGAUCCUGGGCGGGCUCUGGCCGGUAUACGGAGGCACGGUGAAGAAACCCCCUUUCCAGGAUAUUUUCUACAUUCCCCAGCGACCAUAUCUGUCCCGCGGGACCCUACGACAGCAAGUGAUCUACCCAGAUGGAGUGCGCGAGAUGCGCGCCAAGGGUGUCACUGACGCCGAUCUCUACGAGGUCCUAUCAGUGGUUGAGAUCGCGUCCGUCGUAGACCGUCCUGGAGGCUGGGAUGCAGAGGAAGAAUGGCGCGAUGUUCUAUCCGGUGGUUUGCAGCAGCGCAUUGCUAUGGCUCGGUUAUUCUACCACCGACCCAAGUUUGCCAUUUUGGACGAGUGCACAUCGUCGGUGACGCUGGAGAUUGAGAAGGUCAUGUAUGAGACGGCCAAGAAGCUUGGCACCACACUCAUGACUGUCUCGCACCGACGGAGUCUCUGGAAGUAUCACCAGAAAAUAUUACAGUUUGACGGACAGGGCGGCUACAUCUUCACCGGUCUAGACUGGGAGCGACGCUUGAAACUCGAAGAUGAGAAGGAAGAGUUGGACUUGCAGUUACGGGCUGUUCCGGAAUUGCAACGCCGAGUUGCCGAGUUAACGGCUUAG
This is a messenger RNA of Penicillium mononematosum, 2037 nucleotides long. Its product is annotated as ATP-binding cassette long-chain fatty acid transporter PXA2. Gene Ontology annotation, biological process: fatty acid beta-oxidation; long-chain fatty acid import into peroxisome; peroxisome organization. Gene Ontology annotation, cellular component: peroxisomal membrane. The record is from RefSeq and is a predicted model, not a curated record. The transcript is spliced from 5 exons. Gene Ontology annotation, molecular function: ABC-type transporter activity; ATP hydrolysis activity; long-chain fatty acid transmembrane transporter activity. Bases 1 to 2037 code for a protein of 678 amino acids. Lineage: Eukaryota; Fungi; Ascomycota; Eurotiomycetes; Eurotiales; Aspergillaceae.